Molecule: messenger RNA, 773 nt
Organism: Dendrobium catenatum
Lineage: Eukaryota; Viridiplantae; Streptophyta; Magnoliopsida; Asparagales; Orchidaceae
Exons: 2
Coding region: 150-515 (121 amino acids)
Biological process (GO): cell fate determination
Source: RefSeq, a predicted model, not a curated record
GCUUGCCCUCUCAAGAGUACUAUAAAAACAAAUUUAGCUUCAGAAAGAAAAAAAAUCAAGUGCAUAGUUGCUUAGUUUCUAGUUUCCUUACUCUCCUUGCCCAGCUGCUCUGAGACUUGCAAGGAAAAUCCCAAGCUGUGUGCUCCUCCAUGGCGCCUGCUGCAAGCUUUGUGUUUGGCAUACUCUUACUUCUUGUUCUGAAAGGGAAUGGAGAGUACUGUAAGAUCUCAAGCAUCAAAUUAGAGAUUAGAAACACAGGGAUUAAGGUUGGUUCAGACCCUGUGUUUGAGGUAACAGUAAAGAAUACUUGCAGGUCCAAAGUGAUGAGGCUGUUCCUGAGAUCUGAAGGAUUUGCAAGCUCAAUGGAGGUGGAUCAGAAGCUAUUCAGAAGGGAAGGAGAUGACUAUAUUGUUAAUGAUGGAAAAGCCAUACAAAGCUCUGAAUCUGUGAAGUUUCUUUAUUCAUGGGAUAGGGCAUUUAGGAUGUUUCCUGCAGCCUUCCAGCCUUCAUGCUAAUAAUGAUGGAGUAGGAUUGGUUUCGUUUGGAAAAAUUUUCUUAUUGUUUUUUAAAGCAGCUUUUUAGUCAAUUUUUUUUCUAAAAUGCUAUUUUAGAAAACAGUGAAAAAUCAGUCCCAAGUAAAACCUGAAUGUUAUUGAGAUAAAGGGUGAAAUGUAUCAAAUAUAGUAUAUUUGAUUCUGUGCUGUAUUACUUGAUACUAAAAAAAAAUCAGCUCAUGAACAAUCUCUGAAUGAAAUCCAGCUUGAUUUUAUCCA